AUCAUCGUCUGUGUCUAUUGCGCGCGCUACGGAACGGCGUUUUGGUGGAGCGUGGCGGCGGAAUCUAUGGAAGAAUGCUUGAUUUGUGGACAUCCUUUUGCAAGAAUCCUUGCCUUCUGCCACUGGUGAACGUUUUUCGGUGCCAGUGAUCGGCAAGCCUCAGCCACGAUGAGCUCUUUGGAGAAUGUGCAAUCGCUGCAGGACAAACUUCUCAUGCUCAACCUUUUGACAACAUCUCAACUCAGCAAGAGCCUCAGCGCAUUUGCAAGCCAACUGGACCCUCAAAAUGUUGUGCGGUUCUUCAAAUGCAUGGAAAGCUCUUGUGACUUUUGCACUGAUAAGGAAGACAACUUCAAGGAUCAUUUGCGUGUUCAUGUCGACCUUGCACACUGCACCUACUGCAAUGAGGUUGCUGUGAAUGAGCAACAGCUGGUUGAGCACAUGGUAACAGAACAUGGUUCUUGCAGAUUCCAGUGUGCAUUGUGCUUUUACAGGUCACAGACAGUGACUCACAUGCGAGUCCAUGGCAUAAUGGUGCACAGCUCCAAGGCUGUGUUCUGGUACAUGUGCAAGGAGAAGGCACCACUCAACCCUAAGCUCGCUGGCCAUGAAAAAGACCAUAUUGGUGGUUACAUGUGCAAGGACUGCAGCUUCAAGAGCCACUGCACGGAACGCUUUUUUGAACAUCUUGCAGUCAUUCAUUCAGGUUUUUUUACUAUUCCUUGUCAUGUUUGUUCUGCACAAAUGGACAGUCCAAACUCUCUCAUUGACCAUUAUACAGAAAUGCACAACAUACAUGCAUUUCACUGCCUUUAUUGUGACUUUGGGAGCCAAUUUGACUGGGAUGUGAUUGUCCAUGUGACCAUGUGCCAUCCAGCUAAACCUUUCAAGAUUUUCUGCCGUGGAAAGGAGCUGCCACCAUCCUUCAGGACACUGAAAGACCUAGAAAGGUCAAACAUAAACGAUGGCAUUCCUGCCAGUUUCAGCAGCCUUUCGCCACCUCACAGUCUCAAAGAUGAAUGGCAACAAAGUGCUCAAGACAAGAAACCCAAUCUCGACUUGGAUGUUGAUGUCAAAGUACCAGUUAAAAAUGAUGUGCUAAGGAAAUAUGGCAACACUGGAAAGGACGGGCUUAAAUCUGUAUUCGCUAUGUCAGAAACCAAAUGCAAAUGCAGUGCUAUUUUCAAUGAUGUUGCCAUGUUUUUUCAACACCUGACUGAGAAACAUGUGCUGGAACAUCGUUUUGACUGUCCCAAGUGUGUGCACCUAAAAUGUGCCUCUGUGGAUGAUUUGUUUGCACACUUUGUGGACUUGCACACUGCCUUUCUUCGUUGCUGCUACAAGAGCUGUGUCUUUCUUGGUGAGAGCCAGCAGGGUAUUGACGACCAUGUAAUACAAGUACACCAGCAUUUCGAUUUGCCCCAAGAGGAAGCCACAGAGGCUGAUCAUGAAGAAACUUACCCCCACACCGGAAGUGGCAUAGCAUGUCCGGAUUCUCUUGAGUGUACUGAAAAAAAAGAUGAGCACCUCCUAGAAAGGGGUGUUGUUUAUACUUGCAGCCUCUGUUGCCAGACUGAAAUGGAGCCAUUAGACUAUUUUCGACACAUGUCACUGGGUCAUGGCAUUAAGUUCUUCUGUGGUCAUUGCAAAAAGGGCUACAAACUGUGGAAACAGAUGAUGAUGCACCACAGCCGCUGUCACUCGGAGUUGGAGCUUUCAGUGAAGAGCUUUGAGAGAAACAAGGUGAAAGAUGUAACUUCAGAAUUGCAGUCGGACUGCAAUAAUGAAGGGCAGGGUGGAGUGGAGAACAAAUUGGCAAAAAGCAAGGAUAUAGAACUAAAGAUUGCCGGAAAUACAGCAAGAAGCAUAGUUGCCAUGAAGCCCUCCAAACGUGGCUUCAGGAUGACAGCGUCGAGGUCUGCAACAAGAAUUUAUCCUCGCAAGCGUCACAUUUCUUCGCUGUCGACAGCUUUGCAUUAUGCCCGCACUCACAAAAAAACUCUGCUCUCAUCGUCAGAGGGGUCCAAACAUGAUUUAGAUAAAUUCAGACUUCUGCAGCCAAUUCCUUUGGGGAAAAUUGAUGCCACCUGUAGUCAGCAAAAAAAAGACAAGGGUCAUUUAAGCUACUUCAUAGUUGGUCAACAAAAACAUCCUGAUGAGUUUAGGCAGACAGAUCAGACAAAGCCUGAAAACAACAGAAGUGCCAUUGUCUCUCCAUGUGCCAGUGGAUCAAGUGUUCCACAAAUGGAAGCCAGGAAAUCGCCUAUCACUGCCUCUGCCCACCACAGGAGAGGCCCAUCACAGGAAAAUGCGGAAAAGGCUCGACAACCCAGAAGCGAUUGCAAACCAUCCUUCUUUUGUGGCCAUUGCUUCAAAAGUUACAGAUUGUUGAAGCCUCUUAUAACACACCAAAAAAGUGUUCAUUGUGGACUGCCAUUUGCCAUUAGGAAAUUGCACAUGGAAAAGCUAGAAGACAUCACAAAUGAUGAUGUAGUCAAGAAGUACAGAGACAUGGCCACUACAAAAAAUGUCCAGCCAGGGGACUCAAUUUUAGUUGGGGAGGAGGUUUGUAAAGUGCCUAGCAGUGAUGACGCUGACGAUGCUGACUUUGAACAGAGCAGUUGUGAAAGUCAAAAAAGUCCCAGUCCCAAGGUAAAACAAAAAUGGCGGCGCAUUAAAUUAGCGUAUAGUGAAUCUGAGGAUGACGAAGCCUGUAGUGCCUCCCAACUUAGUAGUCGUGAAGGAUUUUCUUACUAUGGGAAACCAGUGGAACCUAUUGACUUUGAAAAUAUUUAUGUCCGAUUCUACGAUGGUGACUUUCGCAUUGUGUACUACCAGUUGGCAGGCAUUGUCAAUGUUUGUCCUAUUGUGCUGGUGCGCAAGGAAAUCAUAAUGUAAAUUUAACAUUUGCUGUCUUGGUUACAUCAUUGUGUUGAACAAAUCUCAUACUGUUUGUUGAAUGCUUGUCAUUUAUUCAACAUUCGAAUGUGUUGAAUUUAUUGCGCCACAGGCCAGCAAAAUGCAUAUGAAGUGCUGUUCCUAUUUUGUUGAGCACUUUGUGUUGUAGUCUUUACAACUAGAUAGCUUAGAUGCUGUCAGCAUGUUUGUGCAGUUUUAAAAUUAUUCAGUUAAUUUAAACAGCGAAUCCAGUUUGAUGCUGCAUUAUGUGGGUUUCUGUGUACAUGUUCAGGAAAGCAAUUGGAUGUACCCGUAAGGGCAUAUGCACUUCCAAAUGACUCCACUUUUUAAUUUACUGUAUACCAGUCACUGAGAAAUACUACUUUGAUUAGUGUGUAAUGUCAGCACGCUUCCAUAUGUGAAAAUUUGUGUUGCCCUUGUUGCUCCAGAUGUUGCACUCUGACAUACAUUUGAGUAUGAAAUAUACUGAAGGGUGUCAAUCUCUCUCAACUAUCCUGUGAACCCGCAUUCACUAUCCUUAUGAGUCAUGGAGGUCCCAAGCUCUUAGCUUUGAAUUCUCGAAUUAAGUAGCUCCAUAAGCCCACGUCGGAUGGUGUGUGUGUCUAGAUAUAUAUAUACACAUAUGUAUAUACAUUGCGUCGGAAGACGGACUUGCUGGUGUGGUUUCACACAGUAGUAGCCACAAGGGAACCUUGGGUGUCUCAGCAUGAGGAAAACAAAACUAUUCUUGCACUAUUAGCUGUCUGAGAAAUAGAGCAGCAGCUUUUCAUGAUCAAUGCAUGGAAUAUCGCCGGUGUGUGGCAUUUACCACAUUGCACACUGCAAGCAGUGUAUAUUGUAUAUUAAAGAUUUGUAUGAAAAAAGACCAAAACGCAUGUAUCAUGUCUUGGAAUGCUUGAGCUGUAAGAAGACAUCUGGUGUAAGUAGAGUUGCUGUUUUGGAAGUCUGUGAAGUUGCAGGCGAGGGAGACUGCAAAAAGAUGGGUAAUUCAUUUCUUCUUUGUAAAUUGCAAUCAAAACUGCACAAACUGGUUCUGAUGCUGCAAAAUAAAAAUGCAAGUCCCCUGAUGUCCCACACUUUAAUAGGUCAUUUGCUCGAAACACCACAAAAGUGAACAUGGUUUGUAAUUUAGAACGACAGAAAGCUGAGCUAGUUGGUAAGGAUUCAGUUGGUAAGGUUGUCCGCUCCUCUUGUGUCUGUGUCUGUACACCUUACCCCUUUUUGCAUUAUGGUUUAUAAACCCAUAAAGUUUUCUUUGAAACCUGUUCAAAUAUUAAUAUGGUGUGUGCCAUAUUUACGAAGGCGAAUCGGAAAGUCUUUGCACUUGGUUCUUUUCUUUUUUUAAUUCCAAAUUACUGCUGUAAAUGUGAAGUCAACAUAUCCACUCCCAGUGGUGAACCUUUAUUGAACCAGCCUGACCUUAUCUGCCAGUAGCUCUGCGGCACGGCACUGCUGUCAGUGUUAAAGAUAGUGGUUGUGCUUCACACGUCCAUGGCGUACGAGCAAUGAAGAGUGAUUAGUUUUCUAUGGGGCAAGGGACGAACGCUGAUCGAUGUGCACAGGGAAUUGCAGCCCACAUAUGGGGAAAGGUGUCUCACUUUAAGAAGUGUGAAGUGGUGGUAAUGCAAGUUCAUGUCACACAUUGAAGAGUUGCAUGACAAUGAGCGUUUGGGGAAACCGCAUGCAUUGCUGGCUGACAUUUCCCACGUGGAUGCAAUGGUGAAAGCAGGUCAGCAUGUGCACCUCAAGGACAUUUCCUGGGAGCUUCACAUUUCAAAUGAGUGUUCACGACAUUGUUCACGGGUCCUUAGGAUACCAGAAGGUUUCGUGUUGGUGGGGUGCCUAAGCAGUUUCAUGACAUGGUGAAAGGCAAGUGAAUGAUUGCUUCACUGAAUUAUCUGCAAUGGUAUGCCAAGGAGGGUGAAAGUUGCCUGGACUACAUCGUUACUGCCAAUGAAACAUGGAUACUACAUUUCACGCUGGAAUCGAAGCAGCAGAGCAUGGCGUGGAUACACUGUCACGUCUGGUGGCUGCCAUCAGGCAAAAACGCUGAAAAAUUCUCGAUGUGGACAAUGUGGUGAACUUCUAUGACAAUGCGAGGUCACUGUGGCAGUCAGAACUGCCGACAAACUCCGGUCACUUUAAUGGGAGAGUCUGGACCACCCACCAUACAGUACGGACCUCGCCCCUAGUGAUUUCCAUGUUUUCAUUCUGCUGAAGAAGUUCCUGGCAGAACAGCGUUAUUUAGUGCAACGAGGAAGCCAAGGCGGCAUUGGAACAGUGGUUUCACAGUCAGCCAGACAAAUUCGACCACAAAUUUAGUGCUGCAAUGGGACAAAAGUUUGAACCGAUGUGGGGACUACGUCGGAAAAUAGUGUAAGGUAUGUAGAAUAGUGCGUAUAUUUGUAAUUACCUGUAUGUACCUUGGCUAAUGGAAAAUAGGGGCAGAGUGAUUCGCCCUCGUAGAAGGAAAAGAAAGCACCCUAUUUGUUGGUUCAAAAGUAAAAAGAGCCUAGUUAAUGAAGAAGUGUCUUGCAAUGUCUUGUGCUGGUGUGGAAGCUAUACUGAUAAUUAUAAGUGGAUUCUCCUGUGCAAUGAGGUGGCAUGUGCCACUACACUCCAGUGCCUUAAUAUCCUCAUUCGUGUCCUAAAUUUAUUUACAAUCCUUCCUAAUUGCACUAUCACCAUCCUGCUGCCAUGUUCCAACUUACAUCUCUACUUCUGUAUGUGUCACGAAUUGUUCAAACUUCUCUUAUUUUCACUAUGCCAAUGUUUAUUCUCCCGUUGCUGUAAUUACACUUUUGACCUUCUGGAGAUUAACUCUUUCCCAGCAUGGGGAAAAUGGGUGUUUUUUGUAUGUCAUGCCAAAUUUUUUUUCUGUCGGAACUACUGCGCUCAAUAUUUUAUGUAAUACAUAAAUAAAAAGCAGAAUGAAUGCACUUUUCA
Molecule: messenger RNA, 5865 nt
Organism: Dermacentor andersoni
Lineage: Eukaryota; Metazoa; Arthropoda; Arachnida; Ixodida; Ixodidae
Source: RefSeq, a predicted model, not a curated record